This is a messenger RNA of Colletotrichum gloeosporioides, 525 nucleotides long. RefSeq lists its product as uncharacterized. The record is from RefSeq and is a predicted model, not a curated record. Gene Ontology annotation, cellular component: mitochondrion. The transcript has 3 exons. The coding region runs from base 1 to 525 and encodes 174 amino acids. Lineage: Eukaryota; Fungi; Ascomycota; Sordariomycetes; Glomerellales; Glomerellaceae.
AUGCAGAUGCUGUCCCAACGAAUUGCGCGGGUCUCGACGAUCCGCGGUGCUGCUCAGGCAGCCCGCCGAACUCCCAUUGUCCAGCAACGAUCCUUCUUCCCGCCCUCCUUCAACGACCGCAGCGUUCUUGAGGAGAAGUACCCCGAGUACCCGAAGCUUUCCGAGCAGGAGGACCCCAACAUGAACGGCGGCUACAUUAACCCUCCUUUCAUCAAGCGCCAGUUCCGUGACCCCCACGGCAACUGGUGGGACAAGCAGGAGCGCCGCAACUUCGGCGAGCCCGUACACGAAGACCACGAUCUGCUCGGCAUGUUCUCCCCCUUCGAGUACACAUGGACUACCACCGGCCGUGGUCUUUUCCAGAUCGGUGCUUUCAUCACCGCUUUCCUCGGUGUCUGCGGUGUCGUCUACCUGAACUACCCCGACAAGCCUUCCUACCCGAGAGAGUUCCCCGGUGGACUGGACAGAGAGCUUGGUGGUGCCGGAGCUGUGCGGGCGAGACAGGCUGGUGAUGCUGACCCGUGA